Molecule: messenger RNA, 1328 nt
Organism: Calliphora vicina (urban bluebottle blowfly)
Lineage: Eukaryota; Metazoa; Arthropoda; Insecta; Diptera; Calliphoridae
Product: chitinase-like protein Idgf3
Exons: 3
Coding region: 12-1322 (436 amino acids)
Biological process (GO): carbohydrate metabolic process; chitin catabolic process
Cellular component (GO): extracellular region
Molecular function (GO): chitinase activity; chitin binding
Source: RefSeq, a predicted model, not a curated record
UAAAACAAAACAUGAAAUUUCUUUUAAUAAUAUAUUUAAUUCUACAAUUUGGACAACUAACACUGGCAGUGCAGCACAAUAUUAUUUGUUAUUAUGAUGCUAGCAGUGAGGAUAGACAAGGUUUUGCUCACUUCUCUUUAGCGGAUUUGGACAAAGCCCUAGAAUUUUGCACUCAUGUCAUUUAUGGCUAUGCCGGCAUCAACACCCUAUCUUUGCAAAUGAGCAGCCUCAAUGCAGCACGUGAUAUAGAGAGGCGGCACUUUUCAGAAGUUACUGCUCUAAAGGAAAAAUACCCGCACAUAAAAUUUCUACUCAGUGUGGGAGGCGAUAAAGAUAUAGAUUUGGAUUUAAAUAAUAAAUACAUAGAGCUAUUGGAAGCCGGUGCUGAAACACAGAAAUCGUUCAUAGAAUCUGCACUAUAUUUGUUGCGUAGUUAUAAAUUUGAUGGUCUAGAUUUGGCAUUCCAAUUUCCGCGUAAUAAUAACAAUGUUAAAGGAAUCAUAAAUGCCCCCUGGAAAUCGUUGAGAAAACUAUUUGCAAAUAGACUUAAUGAAACGGACAACAAAGAAGAAGAUCAUAGAACUCAGUUCUCCGUAUUAGUACAAAAUCUUAAGAAGGCUUUUAAGCCACAUGAUCUAAUGUUGAGCUUGACGGUGUUGCCCAAUGUAAAUGCUUCCCAGUAUUUCAAUGCAUCUGCUUUAAUAUCAAAUUUGGAUUUCAUUAAUCUGCAAACAUUUGAUUUUACCACACCCGAGUUAAGUCCUUCAGAGGCUACCUAUACUGCUCCUUUGUAUUCCCUACCCGUGCAGGGCAAUCGUAAUGUUCAGCAUAGUGUGGACUAUCAGGUGAAUUAUUGGCUUUCCCAGCGUAUUUCACACAACAAAAUCAAUGUGGGCCGUGCUUGGAAAAUUACUACCGCUUCUAGAACGGAUGGCUAUCCCAAGAUAUUAGCUGCUAAUGGUCCUGCUCCAGCUGGCUAUAUAACAAAACUACCCGGGAUCUUUACUUGGACAGAAAUUUGUCCGAUGCUACCAAAUGCUCUAAAUGUCAAUAAAACCGGUCCGCAGGCCCCCUUGCUCAGCGUUUUAGAUCCUCAUAAGGAUUUUGUGACUUAUGCUUUUCGUGCUGCUGAUGCCAAUGGUGAAUAUGGCAUGUGGGUGAGUUAUGAUGAUCCUAGGAUUGCAGCCGUCAAAGCUGCCUAUGUGAAACGUCGUCAUUUGGGUGGCAUCGCUUUGUACGAUGUAAGUUUGGACGAUUUUCAUGGCCUAUGUAAUGGUGAUACAUUUCCGAUGUUAAGAUAUAUUAAAUAUACGUUUUUAUAAGUACAA